This is a messenger RNA of Diprion similis, 2402 nucleotides long. RefSeq names its product ras-related and estrogen-regulated growth inhibitor-like. The transcript has 5 exons. The coding region runs from base 1627 to 2262 and encodes 211 amino acids. Gene Ontology annotation, molecular function: GTPase activity; GTP binding. The record is from RefSeq and is a predicted model, not a curated record. NCBI's taxonomy places the organism in Eukaryota, Metazoa, Arthropoda, Insecta, Hymenoptera, Diprionidae.
AGCCGUAAGCCGACUGCGGCGGCGCGGGAGCGUUUGAGUUGCGCAGCGCGGACUGGCGCCUUAAGCGAACGAAGCGUGCGCUGGAUAUUAGAUGGCACGCACAGCCUUGCGAGAGGCAUUCGCCUGCCGCGCUGCGAGCGAGAGGGACGGUUCGCGAUUGCGUCGCAAGAGUCGCGUCAGCCGAAUCGUCCGACCGAUGUUUCGAGUACCUCCUUUGUACUCACGCACCUUCUCGUCCGUAUAAUCCACCUGCUGUUGUCGCCGUUGCCGCUGUUCGAUAAUAAUCCUGAGUUGUCGGUGUGAGGUGUGCUUCGCCGUUGGUUCAAGCGCGGUCCAACCAGGCACGAGCUCUUCUACUCGGAAUCACCAAUCGGCAAUUCCGAACGAUUGUAAGUCGGAGAUUUGCCCUGUAUCUAUCCUAGAGACGGUAGGACGCUAUCGACGCACAUGCUAUAGACUCUGGCAGCGAUCGGCAGAUGUACGUAAAUACCGUUUCACAACUGUGCCUCGUGUUGUGUUGUAUCAUCCUCGACGAGUGACAUUUCCGUCCCACCCACCCAGAUCGGCUGUUAUACGUUUCGUCGUCGGACGAACGCACCUUGGCUCUGCAGCCGCGCACGCUCAUUCAGCAUCCAAACGCGAAUGGACCAAGUUCGAGAGGCGGCGUGACGCUGGUCGACACAGCGCCGGCUUUUACCAGUCCGCAAAUUUUUACUACUCCAAGUUUGAACGCGUCUUAUUGACGUCGCUGUUCCCGUCCUAUCCUCGGACUGCCAGUCUUUGAUUCAAAUUUGUGAUUUCCGGUGUGCCGUUGAACGAAGAGAGUGCCUGAGAAAUCAGUGAAAAGUGAGGGAAGUGAAGUGAAUCAGUGAGGAGUAAAGAAUAACCAAACGGCGGGAAUUUUUCCGCGGUUUUAACUUGAGACUUGUUUAAUAAGCACGGAUUUCGCGUCGAUCCGCCCGAAAUACACAGCGGUCACGCAAGUGAUUAUCAAUUACGUAAUUGGCUCGGUUAUUGUAUUAUUAAGUAUGCGUUUAAUAAACAAGGCGUUUAACUGCCAUGUAAGCACGUCGCUCUCGUCGGGGUGCUCGAGACGCGUUAUUUCUACUUGGCGUGACUUUCGCGUUAUGCUGACGCCAGACAUCAUCAAAUGCUAAGCCUUGUAUUAUAAAUAAAUAUAUAUAUGUGUUAUGUAUCGCGAACCAGGAACUUGUAAUUUGCUGGCGACACUGCACCGCGUUCGAAAUAAUUACCUCUAUUCGUGACUCAAGGUAGGUUGGUGGUUGGUUGGUUGGUUGGUUGGUUGGAUGGUGUACGAGUUCGCCUCGAGUUCUCCAUACCUGCCCGAAGUCUAUAAAUUGCCGGCGCGCCGCUGGAACGGCGCUUCCUUUAUAAAUAGGUCAGUGCCCUGGAUCAGUGCGUAUAGUAUAACGAACAGGACGACAAAAUAAUGUGAUCGAUAAAUAUCGGUGAAUCCUACGCGAGAGACGAUUUCCUUUUUAACGCUACCCUCCUGCCAACGAUAAUUAAUCACCGCUCUACACUCAACGUUGAUUACGAACUACAGAUAGAAUGCGCCCACGUGAUUCAAACGAUACUUGACCACAACCCCAUCUCUCCUGGUCGAUGACAAACGUCAAUAGGAUCAGGGUGGUCGUCCUCGGCGGCCCCAGAGUCGGCAAAUCUGCGGUGGUUGUCCGAUAUCUGACGAGACGAUACAUCGGCGAAUACAGCUCGACAAGUGAUUUCCUCUACCGCCACAGUGUCACUAUUGAUAACGUUGCUACCGAAGUCGAGAUAUUGGAUACUUCCAGGUGCGAGGAAAGCGGCUGCCUCUACUCGCACAUAAGAUGGGGCGAGGCCUUCGUCGUGGUUUACAGCGUGACCUGCAAGCGCAGCUUUCAGGAGGCGAGGGGCCUCCUCAAGCAGCUCGCGGACCUCCGCUUACCUUCCUACUUCACAGCCCUCCUACUUGGCAACAAGCGCGACCUGGAUCAUGCGAGAGAGGUGUGCGUAGACGAGGGUCAGCAGUUGUCGCUGGCUCAUGGGUGCCAAUUCUACGAGGUAAGCGCUGCGGAAAGUCCUGCAGGAGCGGCCCUCGCCUUCCAGGCUCUCCUCCGGGAAGCCCGCUCGGUCCAGCUGCUCCGCGCUCUUCCGAUACGCCGGAAACUCGGCGUUCACUCGGUGUCGAGGGUGCUCGGCACGAUAUUUGGGAAGAAUACCACCAAAGACCGGAAGAAAAGGCCAUCUCUGAGUAUAUGACGUCUCCUGUGCGCGCUUCUCCUCGGUGGAAGUGACGAUCCCAGGAAUGGGACGGAUGUGAUCGUGCUGAGCAGCAGCGUGCACGGAAACUAGCGGCGUGUGAUUAAUUCAUGGAUGUAAUUUCACUCGGUUAUAUUAUU